Molecule: messenger RNA, 3506 nt
Organism: Lacerta agilis (Sand lizard)
Lineage: Eukaryota; Metazoa; Chordata; Lepidosauria; Squamata; Lacertidae
Gene: PEAR1
Product: platelet endothelial aggregation receptor 1
Exons: 22
Coding region: 26-3025 (999 amino acids)
Molecular function (GO): scavenger receptor activity; protein binding
Source: RefSeq, a predicted model, not a curated record
AGCGAGUGGGAUCUCUGUGGGAGAAAUGUUUGGCAGGAGGAUGAUUCAGUACUCCAUUCUCUUGCUGUGGAUGCGACUGGAUUGGGGCCUCUUGCUCAGUCCCAGCGACCCCAACGUGUGCAGCUACUGGGAAAGCUUCACAACCCCCUCCAAGGAGUCCUACGUGCAGCCCUACUCCCAGGCCUUCGAGGAGCCUUGCGACGGCUCGUGGCCCUUCGCCAAGACCUGCACUCGCCACAAGGUUCUCUACAAGGCAGCCUAUCGGCAAGGCGUGAAGAUCGACUACAGGAGGCGCCAUCACUGUUGCAAUGGCUACUACGAGAGCGAGGAGCGCUGCGUCCCUAGCUGCGCCCAGGAGUGCGUCCACGGGAGGUGUGUGGCUCCGAACCAAUGCCAGUGUGCCGAUGGCUGGAAAGGCCCCGACUGCUCCAACGGGUGCAACCGCCUGUCCUGGGGGCCAGACUGCCAGCAACCCUGUGGGUGCCUGAACGGAGGCAGCUGCCACCCCCUGACUGGGGCCUGCCUUUGCCCACCAGGCUACAAGGGCCCCUCCUGCGAGGAGCCCUGCCACCCAGGUACCUACGGCCAGGGCUGCCAGCUGCGCUGCCACUGCGAAAAUGGCGCCGAGUGCGACACGGAGACAGGGGCCUGCCUGUGCGCCCCAGGAUUCAGUGGCCCACACUGCGAGCAGCCCUGCCAAAACGACACCAGCGGCUUCCAGUGCCCAGCCCUGUGCCCUUGCCAGAACGGGGGCAUCUGCCACCCCCCUGAGACCAGCAAGUGCGCCUGCCCUCCAGGGUGGAUGGGUACCAUCUGCUCCUUCCGCUGCCCCGAAGGGCGCUUUGGCUCCAGCUGCCAAGGGGAGUGCAGGUGCCACAACGGAGGCCUCUGCAACCAGGAAUCUGGGCAGUGCCAGUGUGCGCCAGGCUACACUGGGGAAAGGUGCCGCGAGAAGUGCCCCAUCGGCCGCUACGGGCAGGACUGCAGGCAGGAGUGCGACUGCGCCAACGGCGGGCUCUGCUUCCACAUCAACGGAGCCUGCCUCUGCGAAGCCGGUUUCGUGGGCAGCCGCUGCGAGGAGCAAAAGUGCCUGCCAGGUCUCCACGGCCUCUCCUGCAACCUGCCCUGCUUCUGCCACCCACGCCACACACAGAGCUGCCACCCACUCUCUGGAGAAUGCACCUGCAAGCCGGGAUGGGCAGGACUCUUCUGCAACGAGACCUGCCCCCCUGGGAACCAUGGCUUUGGCUGCCAGGAGCCCUGUUUGUGCCUGAACGGAGGGACCUGCGACGGCGAGACGGGGCUCUGCGCUUGCCCGCCAGGCUACAUGGGUGCCCACUGCUCCAGCCACUGCCCUCCUGAAACCUUUGGGGUUAACUGCUCCCUGCCUUGCACCUGCCACAACGCCCUCGCCUGCUCUCCCAUUGACGGGACCUGUGUCUGCAAGGAAGGUUGGCAAGGCGCAGACUGCUCCUUCCCCUGCCCCGCAGGCACCUGGGGCGCUGCUUGCAACGAGACCUGCCGCUGCGCCAACGGAGCUUCUUGCAGCCCGGUCAGUGGGGCGUGCGCAUGCGCGGCAGGCUGGCAUGGCCGCCAGUGUGAGGAGCCCUGCCCGGAAGGCUUCUACGGCCUCAGCUGCAGCAGCAGGUGCUCCUGCCAGAACGCAGAACGCUGUGAUCCUGUUCUGGGGCAGUGCCACUGCCUACCUGGGUGGACAGGCCCCAAUUGCAGCCAGGAGUGCCCAGGCGGCCUGUGGGGGCCCAACUGCAGCCAGCUGUGUCUCUGCAAGAACGGGGCCACCUGCUCCCCCAAGGAUGGGAGCUGUGACUGCCCCCCGGGCUUCCGGGGUGCCACUUGCCAGCGCCCCUGUCAGCCAGGGCGUUAUGGCAAGAAAUGCUCUGUGCCCUGCAAGUGUGCCAACCACUCCAUCUGCCACCCUGUGGACGGUUUGUGUGAUUGCCCUCUUGGCUGGACGGGCAGUGACUGCUCUGAACGCUGCCCUGCAGGGUUCUUUGGUGCCAGCUGCACCCAGCGGUGCCAGUGUUGGUGGGAGGCCCCCUGCGAGCCGGACUCCGGGAGGUGCCUGUGCCCCUCUGGCUACACUGGAGCCCACUGUGAGACCCGGACACUCGACCCGCCCCCCCUGACCAUGGUUCCCGCCAUUCCUGCUGGCAACCCCUCCCCGGGGGCCGUGAUGGGCAUCGUCACCCUGGCUGUCCUGCUGGUGGGCGUGCUAGUGGCCUUCCUCUGCUACCGGCACUGGCAGAAGGACAAGGAACAUCGCCACAUGGCUGUGGCCUACACCACAGCGAGGAUGGAUGCCUCAGAGUACGCCGUGCCAGACGUCCCUCCCAGCUGCACCCACUACUACUCCAACCCCAGCUACCACACCCUGUCGCCCUGCUGCCCCAGCCUCCCCUGCCCCAGCCCCCCUGAGCAGCCUGGCUCCAGCAAGCUGAUCAGCAGUACAAAGAGCCUAGAGCGAGACUGGCUGGGAGUGUGUGGGGCUGACUGCAAUGCCACGCUGCCCGCUGACUGGAAGCACCACAGGGCCACUCCAGCGGAGCCAGGAGGCCCCCAGAUGGACCGCAGCUACAGCUACACUAACGGACUUGGAAGGUAUUACAGUAAAGGCUACGCCAAGGAGGAGACCUUGUACCGACGGAGCGACAGUUCCCUGAGCAGCGAGAACCCCUAUGCCACCAUCAAGGACCUGCCCGUCCUCACAGGGAAGCAGCCCUCGGAGGGAAGCUACAUGGAGAUGAAGUCCCCCGUCAAGCGCGAGAUGUCCUAUGCCGAGAUCGGCCUCUUUGAGGAGGCUGCCCAGAGCCUGGAGGAGGAGGAAAAGGAGGAGGCAGGAGGCAGCUGCUCGGCUGGCGCAGGAGGAAUCUCUUCACAUGCAGCCUCCACCAUUCCCCCCAACCACUACGACUCCCCCAAAAACAGCCACAUCCCUGCCCACUACGACGUGCCCCCGGUCAGGCACUACCCACCAUCGCCCCCCCUUUGCAGGCAGGACCGGUGAGGAGGGCCAGAGCCCCCUGCCCCCCGCCUUCUCAGGGAAGGACUGAGUUCCAACCGGCUCAGCAGCAGCAGGACCUUCAUCCCUCCCGACACCAGCAGGCUUCCUCGCAGCUGCCAGGGGGGCAGGAUGUGGCAGAUCUGGGCCCCAGGGCCACUGGGGGAACCCCUUUGCCCAGUCUCCUGGGCUGGUGUUUUGAAUAGCUGUGAAUAGCAUCAAGGGGGGGUCUUGGGGUUGUUGGGCUGCUUGGCUCAUUUCCAGAGCUUCUUGGGUAGGGGCAGAUCUCUCUGUAUCCUCCCCGCCCCCCAACUUUGACAGAGACUAGUCACUUCAGUCCCAUAAAAGAAAGCUAAGUGGGGCAGGGGGAAAGCACCUUAUAGGCCAACAGGGGGUUGCCCCAUGUACAGAGAUCACCUUUCAUUAGAAUCAUAGAACUAUAGAGUUGGAAUGGACCAGGGGUCAUCUAGUCCAACCCCCUGCAAUG